Cuscuta campestris is the source of this 1653-nucleotide messenger RNA. NCBI's taxonomy places the organism in Eukaryota, Viridiplantae, Streptophyta, Magnoliopsida, Solanales, Convolvulaceae. The record is from the annotation of a GenBank genome assembly.
GCUCACUCUACCCACCAAAUUCCGCACACAAUCUAAAGUUCACAAGAACCCUAGAUUAACACUUAUUUUCACGUUUUCAAAAGAAACGAAAAAGAUUUUAAAUCUGUAACAAAGUCUAUUCACCCCCCCUCUAGACUUUGUAUUUCACCACUUUGGGACCACCAACUUCUAUUUUCAGGAAAAGUUCAACGAUAAGCUUGAAGCAAAUCUUAAGAAGUGGGGUGGUGGAAUCCACAACAACCAAGCCUUAUGUGAUGGAAUCAUGGGUACAAAAUCCCAAGCCAAGAAAAAAGUUUUACAAUCGAAGAAGACUUCAUCCGAAAGGAAGAAGCUGAUGAUACCCGAUCCGCCCUCCUGCUUCUAGAUCGACAAUGACAAAGCAUCGCGGAUGACGCCGGGACAGCCCUCCUGGCUGGCAGAACCGGCGGCCCUCCUUACGGCAUUGGCAGCGGCGACUUUGGGCGUGGCAGUGGAGCGCCUGGCAGCGGGCACAGCGGCGGCAGUGGUGGCCGCGGACAGCAGGGGCGCAGCUACGGUCGUGGUGGAGGCGGCCGUGGACGCAGACGUGGACGAAACUCUGGCUCGCAACGACACCCGCAUGACGGCUACGUACCUUGGAACAACUCACCGCAACCCAACCCCGGCUCGGACACAGUUCACGCAUGACAUCCUAGAGCGUGCCGGCAUGACCACUUGUCGUCCCAUCUCCACUCCAGUCGAUACGAAGGCCAAAUUGUCUGGCACAUCAGGCACGCUGGCAGCCGACCCAGCUCUCUAUCGAUCCAUAGUUGGAGCACUCCAGUAUCUCACAUUCACCAGGCCAGACAUCUCCUACUCUGUUCAGCAGCUGUGUCUCCAUCUACACGCCCCACGAGAUGUCCACGUCACGGCCAUGAAGCGUGUCCUACGCUAUCUCCGUGGCACCUCCACUUACGAUAUAAUCGGGAAAGUAGUUAGUCCAACUGUGCCCGAAACCCAUAUGGUUAAAAAUGCCCCGGAGCAAAUGAUGGAAGUUACCUUGGAGAACCACAACGAUGCUGCUUCGCUUAUUUUGUGGGAUAAGGAAUGUUCAGACCUUCUUGGAAUGCCAGCGGGUGCCAUGAAGAGUAUGAUGGACGAGAGAAAUGAUGAUUCAAGCAACAUUCCGAAGGAGAUUAGAGACAUUGUUGAUAUGCGGGCGUUAUUUUGCAUAUACCUCAAAGAGGCUAUGGAAAACAAUUCCUAUGUCGGUGGCAAAAGUUUUGGAGUUUCGGAUCUUAUAACAGAUAAAACUAUCAUAUCUCGAUAUGAAACCAUUGAUUUGGAUGAUCAAUUUGAACAAGCCCUUAUAGAACAUGAGAAGAAUGGAGAUGCUUUAAAAAUGAUUGGUUCAAAUGAUGUCCUGAAGGUUUUGAGAGAUGAGAGUAUAUCAAGGAAAGAAGUAAUUGAUCAAGCGGACCCUGUGAAAAAAUCUUUACAAGAUGAAUUCAGUUCAACUGCAGAAAAUAAGAGAUUGAAGGCGAUCAAGGUGGAGAAGGAGUGACGUAUAAAUCAAUUGUUUUAUUUUGUGUUUGAUGAAUUUAAAUUUUGAAACACUAGCAUCCUGUUUUGUUUUUUAAGUUCUGUAAAGUUUAAUUUCGUUUUUUAAAUUCUCAAUAAAGCAAACUUGCCUUU